CCUGUGAAGCUAUGUGUCCCAUAGAAGCCUUGUCUAAUUUCGAGUUCUUCCGACCGGACUGCGAGUGCAACCCCGUCGACAGUCAGGACCGCGACACCCUUAAAGACUACUAUACCGAGCCAGAGAGGGCCAUGUACCAAGCCUGUGGCUGCAACGGGGAGUCUGCAGACGUUACCAUGCUGCAUACGAUCACGACUUGUGUCGUCCAGAAUACGGGUGACCGCAACAAGCGCCUCGCUAAGCACCUCAUCGAGGCGAUCCUCGAGGGAUACAUCUUACCAAUCGAGAAUAGGGUCAACGAUGAAGAUGCUGCGUUCCGGCUUCAGCGCUGUUACUAGGGGCUGCUGAACAUCCUCGUCGCGAUCCGGCGCGACGAUGGGAGCAGGCCAGACGACGUCACCAUUGUCGAAUCAGUCCGCGCCGAAUACAAGAAGAUAUUGGAUGUUUUCAUCAGAGACGUUCUCAAGUUGCUCUUCGCAGGCCCGCACGCGGGCCAUAUGCGCAACGCUGUGGUGAAGACCCUCCUCAUUCUCGCGGGCGCCGCGCCGCCGUCGAUAAAGGACUUCAAAGAGUGAGCCAU
Messenger RNA from Phanerochaete carnosa HHB-10118-sp, 580 nucleotides. RefSeq lists its product as uncharacterized. Lineage: Eukaryota; Fungi; Basidiomycota; Agaricomycetes; Polyporales; Phanerochaetaceae. The record is from RefSeq and is a predicted model, not a curated record. The transcript has a single exon. Bases 12 to 338 code for a protein of 108 amino acids.